AUGUUUAGUUUAGGAAAAUUGGUUAAAAAAGAUGCUUUUUUUUAUAGAUAUAUAACAAAUGUUAAUAAAGAUUUAAAAAUUAAACCAAUUACAAAGAUAUUAAUUGCAAAUAGAGGUGAAAUUGCAUGUCGUGUAAUGAGAACAGCAAAAUCAAAAGGUGUAAAAACCGUAGCAGUUUAUAGUGAAGCAGAUAAGAAUUCAUUACAUGUUUCAAUGGCAGAUGAGAGUUAUUUAAUUGGACCAGCAGCAGCCAAAGAGAGUUAUUUAUGUGGAAAUAAGAUCAUAGAUGUAGCAAAGAGAUCUGGAGCACAAGCAAUUCAUCCAGGUUAUGGUUUCUUAUCAGAGAAUUCAGAUUUUGCUGAUCUCUGUGAGAGAGAAGGUAUCAUUUUCAUUGGACCACCAUCAGAUGCAAUCAAAGCAAUGGGUAGCAAAAGUGCCUCAAAGGAUAUUAUGAUCAAAGCUGGCGUACCAACCAUCCCAGGUUACCACGGUGAAGAUCAGUCAAUGAGUGUGUUGAAGAGUGAGGCUGCAAAGAUUGGCUAUCCAGUAUUGAUUAAAGCUGUUAUGGGUGGUGGUGGUAAAGGUAUGAGAAUCGUUGAGAGAGAGGAGGAUUUAGAGGACGGUGUUGAGUCCUCAAAGAGAGAGGCCACCGCAUCCUUUGGUGAUUCUAGAGUUUUGGUAGAAAAGUAUUUAGUUCAUCCAAGACAUGUGGAGAUUCAAGUUUUCGCCGAUAGACAUGGUAAUUGUGUUCACCUCUUUGAGAGAGAUUGUAGUGUACAAAGACGUCAUCAAAAGAUUAUCGAAGAGGCACCAGCUCCACAUCUCUCUGAGGAGCUUAGAAAGAAAAUGGGUGAUGCUGCAGUUGCCGCCGCCAAGGCUGUAGGUUACGUUGGUGCUGGUACCGUAGAAUUCAUUUUAUCCGCUGAUAAUAGCUUCUUCUUUAUGGAGAUGAAUACCCGUCUUCAAGUGGAGCAUCCAAUCACUGAAAUGAUCACCAAACAAGAUUUAGUAGAAUGGCAAUUGAAGGUAGCCGAAUCCCAAACACUCCCAAUGGAGCAAGAACAAUUGAAGAUUCAUGGUCACUCUUUCGAAGCUCGUAUCUACGCAGAGAAUCCAGAUAGUGAUUUCUUACCAGGUACAGGUAAAUUAGCACAUCUUUCAACACCAACACCAUCCGAUACUUUACGUGUUGAAACUGGUGUACGUCAAGGCGAUGAAGUUAGCGUUUACUAUGAUCCAAUGAUUGCCAAAUUGGUGGUAUGGGAUCAAGAUAGAGAGAAGGCAUUAAGAUAUUUAAGAAAUGCUCUCGACGAGUACCAUAUCAUUGGUCUCAAUACAAACAUCUCUUUCCUUAAGAGAUUAUCAACUCAUCCUUCAUUUAUGGCUGGUGAAGUUGAAACUGGUUUCAUCCCAAUUCACAGAGAAUCCUUAAUGGCCCCACAAGCUCCAAUGUCUGAUGAUUCAUUAGCAUUGGCUGCCACAAGUUUACUCUUAAAAGAGAUCACUCAACAAAAAUCAAAAGAAGAUCCAAACUCACCUUGGUCAAGUUUAGGUGGUUUCCGUAUUAAUCAUAAUUUAAAAAAACAAGUUAAAUUCAAUCAAAAAGAUAAUAAAGUUGUUGUUAAUGUUGAAUUCAUUGGUGGUGGUGGUGCUGCUGCUAAUGGUAAACAUAACUUUAAAGUAACUUUAGAUAAUGGUAAUGUCGUUGAAGUUUUAGAUGCAAAAUUAAAUCAAAAUAAUGAAACUAUUAGUGCUCAUGUAAAUGGUAGAUUCUAUAAUAACAUUAAAUCCGUCAUUGUAAAGGAUACUUUAACAAUCUUUAAUGAAGGUCAACAAUACCAAUUGGAUAUUCCUCAAGAUGUUAAACCAAAAGGUGCUGAUGGUGUAUUGGGUUCUUUAGUUUCACCAAUGCCUGGAAAAAUCACUAAAGUUAUGGUAAAUGUUGGUGACAUGGUUAAAAAGGGUCAACCAAUCUUACUCAUGGAAGCAAUGAAAAUGGAACAUACUAUUCGUUCUCCAAUCGAUGGUAAAGUUGAAUCAUUACCUUAUAAUGUUAAUGAAAUCGUUGAGGAUAAGAAAACUUUGGCUGUUAUUGUUUAA
Dictyostelium discoideum AX4 is the source of this 2100-nucleotide messenger RNA. RefSeq names its product methylcrotonyl-CoA carboxylase (gene mccA). Lineage: Eukaryota; Evosea; Eumycetozoa; Dictyosteliales; Dictyosteliaceae. Bases 1 to 2100 code for a protein of 699 amino acids. Gene Ontology annotation, biological process: L-leucine catabolic process. The transcript is spliced from 2 exons. The record is from RefSeq and is a predicted model, not a curated record. Gene Ontology annotation, molecular function: methylcrotonoyl-CoA carboxylase activity; ATP binding; metal ion binding. Gene Ontology annotation, cellular component: mitochondrial matrix.